GCAAUCAUGGCUCUCUACAACAAUGGGGCUGACGUGCCCUCGCCCCAGGAGGCCUCCAAUGGCUUCCCCCAGCCCGGAGCCUCAGGAACGUGGCACAAGGGCGAGGAGGAGGUGAGGCUGGUGGAGCCCAGCAUGGUGAAGAAGGCUCACCGGGAAAUCCUGGACCACGAGCGCAAGCGGCGCGUGGAGCUGAAGUGCAUGGAGCUACAGGAGAUGAUGGAGGAGCAGGGGUACUCUGAAGAGGAGAUCCGGCAGAAAGUGGGGACCUUUCGGCAAAUGCUGAUGGAGAAGGAGGGAGUGCUCACCAGGGAGGACCAGCACGGGCGCCAAAUAGUGAUAGAGAACCACCACGGGGCAGACGGGGAGGAGUACGAGGUGGAGUACCCUGCUUAUGGAGAGGGCUGCCUGCUGCAGUGUGACUGCUCGGCCGAGUGCUACCGCGAGGACAGCGGCCACCGCGAGUACAGGUUGAAAAGACGCUCAAGCAGCUCCACCUCUCCUCCACCCAAGAAGAAAAAGAAGAAGAAAUCAGGCCACCGCCGGAGCCGCAAAAAGAGGAAACCCGGCUCAGAGCGCAGCUGUGACAGCUCUUCACCCAUCCGCAAGGAAAAGAAAAAGAAGACUGGAAAGAAACACAGACGUGACAGGUCUGAGUCGGGGUCACGAAAAAAGAGAAGACACAGUUUUUUUUUCUUUUUAAUCCCAUCUGUGUUUUUCUUUAGCCUCCCAUUUGAAAAAAACCCAAACGGUAAUAUACACUUCCAUUUCUUGCUCAGCAGAAGCAGGGACGAGGGGGAGGGAAGGGCAAUGAAACGUGCUUUUUUUUCCCGCCCCCUUGUUUUAGUUUCCUUUCUCAUGAUUUAUUUUCUUUUCCCUUGUGAUGUACAGAAAUGCAAACGAUAUAUAUUUCUCUUAUUUUUAUUUCCCCCCACCCCGUCGUCGUCGUGUUGUUCUAGAAUUUUUUGCUUUUGUGUGUGUUAAUGUGGAGAAGAAAAAAAAAAAAAAAACAAAAACAAAACAAAACAAAAACAUAAGCCCGAUGUGUUUUCUAAAUAUUUACGGCCGCUGAACAUUGUAUUUCCAUUUUCUAUAUUUUGAACAAGGAAUUUAAAAGGGAAGAGAACCCAGCAGCUCUGCACUGCAAAGGAGCGAAUUGCCCUUUUCCUCCUCAAAUUGGUGUCCUCGGCUGGAUGCUGCUGCCGCGGCCAGCUUUUCCUGCCGGGCUGCAGGAUGAGGCCGCGGGCUGCGGGGCUAUCCCGCAUCCUGCAUCCCCACAGGAUGAGUCCCCAGCCCCCUCCCCACCUCCCGCAGACCCCCCAAAAGCUCCGGUGCCCACCCCAGCACCCCCAGAGCCGCUGGGUGCCCCUUUUAAAUACCCAGUCCUGUCUCCAUCCAUCCCCUCUGCCUUCCCAGCCUUCCUCCUGGGUCUCUCCUCCUCCUCCUCGCCCACACGCACCCUCCAGCCCCUCUCUUUCUCCGGUUUUCUUUGGGCCGACACACCCCGACAUCCCUCGCCGUGUCCCACCUCCAUCCAUCGCCUUCCCUGCAUGUUACCCGGGACUUUGCCAUGUUUAUAGAGUGACUUUGAAAGAGUGAACCGCAGCCUGAUCGGGUUACAGACACCAGCCAGCCACCCCCACCGUGGCCCCCCCGCUCGGCGGAGGCCGCAGCCUUCCAAUUAAACAAACAAACAAACAAACAAAACAUUUUUAAAAAAGAGAAUAAAAAUUAGAAGCUAAAGAGACCAAUUUUAAAAAUGAUUUUAAAAAAUUCUAAGCAAAGCAAACGGGAUUAGCCGAGGGGUCUGGAUCGCCGUACUAAAGAGUCCUUGUCUUUUUCCCAUUCUGCCCUCCAAAUGUGGAGAUUAUUGUUUUCUUUUUUUAUUAUUGCAUUCCUGUCACUGCCAAUUCCAAAGGUAGGUAUUUUGUCCACCUCUGCACGUUCACUUCUGCAGAUGAGCCUGUUGAAAAGCACCGUAGCUUGAUUUAAUGUUAUUUUCUCUUUCUUUCUGACUUUCUUUCUCUUUCUUUCUCACUCCCCUUCUCUGUCUCUCAUUUUGUCUCUUUUUGGUGGCUAUAUAUAAUUAUUUUUUUUUAUUUGUAUGGUUUUCCCCAGUUAGCUGCAAAGCCAUGCUCUUCUCUUACGUUCUUUUUUUUUUAUAUAUAUAUUUUUUGCCCUGUCCACGUAAUAUUUUUUUCUUUCUUCCCCCCUUUUCUCUUCCCCGUCUCCUCGUGCUGUCGGUAGAAUGCAUUUCUGUGUCUUUCAGCCCUCUGAAUUUGUGUUUGUUUCCAUUCAGGGGCCGAGCACGGCUGUUCCCUUUCAAUCCCCCAUUAAAUGAAGGUGAAGAUAUUUAGGGACAAACAGGGGCAGUGGCCACGGGUAGAAGUGGGCACAGGGGGUUUUGGGGUGGAUGGAUGGGGUAAUAAAUGAGAAAUUUGGGGAGAUGUGUGGGUUUAGCCCCUCUUCAGGGGGAAAAAAACCCAGCUUAGGGAAAAUACUGAGAGAGGCUGCAGUAGGGAAAGUUUAAAUCUUUCUGUGUGGAGAGAAGCAGGUCCAGGACAUGCCAGCCUGUGAGGGGCAGGUGACAGCAUCCCUGCCCUGGCUGUCCCAUUCCCACAGGUGCCCAGUGUGUGAUUUCUGUCUUAGGCUGAGGGAAAUUCCCUCUUUGGAAAUUUGGGUUUAUUGGAGAUGCUUUUACCAUUGCUGCCUUCCUGCACGCCAGGGCAGGAGGCUCCAGGGUUUGGGUGGGAGCCCUGCAUCCCACAGCCCGAGCCCAUGGCAUGGCCAGUGGCCAGCCAGUGCCAAAAAACCACCCUGGCAGAGAGGAACCCCCUCUCUUUAUCUCUUCAUCGUCCUCUUCUUCUUCUUCAUCAUCAUCUUCUCUGCUUUAAUGUUCCUCUCCUGGGAUGUGGGGCUGGGCAUGGGCUCCCCUGGUCCCCCUUUCUGUGGCUGCUGAUCCCCCUGGAUCAGAUCCUUGCAGGGCAGCUGGGCAGGGCUGAUCAUCACUGUCAGCCUCCCCCUUGCUGCAGCCAUUGCAACAGCAACUGGUUUUUAAUAAAACCCCCAAAUCCCCUCAUUUUGGCUGCAGCUUGCUGCUCUGUGGUUGGAGGGAUUGCCUUUUCCACGGGGACAAAGAGGUGGUGGAGUGUGGAGCAGUCUGGGAUGCUCAGGGACAUGGAAGCUUUGUGUCCCUUUUGCAGCAUCUUCGUGGUGGUCCCCAGAAUCCCAGCCCUUCACCCUGCCCCCUUCUUUUUUGGGGGGAGAAAAGUGGCAUUGAGAACACAGUGGGAUGGGUGGAGAGAAGCUCAGCCUCGAGGAUUCACUGACCAUUCAUUGGUGGGAUGGUGAGGAACAGGGGUCACCAGCCCUGGGCAUGGUGACACAAUCCUGGCACCAUCCCAAUAUCCCUGAACCCCUUUUGAUCCCUUGGCUGGACUCAGGGAUGCCCUGUGCAGGAUUCACCCUCCAGGGAUUCUCAGGGACCUGGCGCUGGGCUGUGGCUGGGGGGAAGGAGACCCCAAAGCCCCCUGAGCUGGGGUUUGCCAGCUUGGGCAGGACUGGUGUUACAAGAGCUGUUUCCACCCAUCUUUUUGGUCUCGUGGUGUUUGCAAAGAUGGGAGGAACACCCAGGCAGCGUUUGUGGCUCAGAGGAGCUGAGAUAUUUGGGAGCCUCAGGGCUGGGCAAAAUCCCUUGAGGUCUCAGUGCUCAGGGCUUGGCCACGGUGGUGGGCCAAGGUUUCCCCUCCCCGUAGGAGAAGUGAGUUGGUUUGUUUUAUUUCUCCUCUCUCUGGCUCUGUCUCUGUCUCUCCUCCUUCUCUCGCUCUUUCUUUCUCUCUUGCAUUUUUGUGAAUCUAAUGAUGCACUUAUAUUGCCCCGCUUUUCCCUUCUCUUCAUACCUUACCUACUAAAGGAGGAAAUGCCACUUUUUUGGUAAGUGGAUGUUAACCAAGAGGGACUUAAAAAAAAAAAAAAGCAUAUAAUGGAAAAAAUAAAAAAAAAAAAAGGAAGCAGAAAGCAAAGUCUGUGUUGAGUGCUGAUGAGGACUUAGCAGUUCCCUGCAGAGUCACAGCUAACAGCUCAAUGCGUGUCCCAGGAAGAGCUCAGAGACAUUCGUUUAUCUCAGUAACGAGGACAUUUGUGAAGUUUUGCUUUGUUUUUUAUUUAUUUAUUUUUAUUAUUUAAAAAAAAAA
Molecule: messenger RNA, 4190 nt
Organism: Zonotrichia albicollis (white-throated sparrow)
Lineage: Eukaryota; Metazoa; Chordata; Aves; Passeriformes; Passerellidae
Source: RefSeq, a predicted model, not a curated record